This is a messenger RNA of Cylindrotheca closterium, 1497 nucleotides long. Lineage: Eukaryota; Bacillariophyta; Bacillariophyceae; Bacillariales; Bacillariaceae. The record is from the annotation of a GenBank genome assembly.
AUGUCCAACGCCGAUAAAUUCCUCGAAGCUGCCGCUACAUUCCCUGAGGAUGCUUUGCCCAACAACCAAGUGUACGAGCACCCUCUCGUUCAGAGAUAUGCAACCAAGGAGAUGUCCUUCGUUUGGUCUCCCGCCAUGAAAUUCACAACCUGGAGAAAGCUUUGGACUGCCUUGGCAACUGCUGAACAAGAACUUGGACUUGAUAUCACCGAUGAGCAAUUGGAGCAAAUGAGGAAAAAUCUGUUUGAUGUCGAUUUCGACCUUGCUGCCGAAAAGGAGGCUGAGUUCCGCCACGAUGUGAUGGGUCACGUUCAUGCAUUCGGUGAUGCGGCACCAAAGGCCAUGCCUGUUAUCCACCUUGGAGCCACAUCUUGUUAUGUUGGUGACAACACUGAUUUGGUUCAAAUCCGCGAUGCGCUGAAGCUUACCAAGAGAAAAUUGAUCCAAGUCUUGGACAUCCUAAAGGGAUUUGCCAACAAGUACCGUGAUCUCCCAACUUUAGGUUACACCCACUACCAACCCGCUCAACUAACAACUGUUGGAAAGCGCGCAUGUUUGUGGAUGCAAGAUAUGCUCUUGGAUUUGGAGCGUGUUGAGAGAGAGAUCGACGAUCUUCCAAUGCGUGGUGUGAAAGGAACCACUGGAACUCAAGCUUCGUUCUUGGAGCUUUUCGACGGCGACCACGAGAAGGUUAAGGCAUUGAACAAGCGAGUUUGCGAACUUAUGGGCUUCAAGAAGGCCAUUCCCGUUUCUGGACAAACCUACACUAGGAAAAUUGAUUUCAACAUCCUUAGUGUAUUGAGUGGAAUUGCCCAAUCUGCCUAUAAGAUGUGCGGUGACAUCCGUCUUCUCGCUAACUUGAAGGAAGUCGAGGAACCAUUUGCCAAGAAACAGAUUGGAUCCAGUGCUAUGGCUUACAAGCGUAACCCUAUGCGAAGUGAGCGCGUGUGUUCGUUGGCUCGAUACGUGAUGAGCCUUCCCAAUGCUGCUGCAAACACUCAUGCCAACCAAUGGUUCGAGAGAACGCUUGAUGAUUCCGCUAUUCGACGAAUCAUCCUACCAGAGGGUUUCCUUGCCGUUGAUGUCAUCUUGACCCUUUUGGCUAACAUUAGUGACGGAAUGGUAGUCUGGCCAAAUGUUGUCAAAGCUCACGUCAUGGCCGAGCUUCCAUUCAUGUCGACAGAAGUGAUCCUUAUGGAAUGUGUGAAGGCUGGUGGAGAUCGCCAAGAACUUCACGAGGCUAUCCGUGUCUACUCCAUGGAAGCUGGUGCCGUUGUUAAGGGAGAGGGAAAGCCAAAUGACUUGUUGGAACGCAUAGCAAAGGAUCCUUUGUUCGCUGCAGUUCACUCCAAAUUGGAUACGCUGAUCGAUCCUAAACUAUUCGUUGGUCGUGCCCCUGAGCAAGUCGACGAAUUCCUUGAGGAAGAAGUCAAUCCAAUCUUGGAAGCAAACAAGGAGUUGCUUGCUAUGAAGAGUGUUGAUAGCGUAAACGUUUAG